Molecule: messenger RNA, 2011 nt
Organism: Harmonia axyridis
Lineage: Eukaryota; Metazoa; Arthropoda; Insecta; Coleoptera; Coccinellidae
Gene: pn
Product: exopolyphosphatase PRUNE1
Exons: 6
Coding region: 241-1734 (497 amino acids)
Cellular component (GO): cytoplasm; plasma membrane
Molecular function (GO): exopolyphosphatase activity
Source: RefSeq, a predicted model, not a curated record
AGAAUACCUAAUAUUUAUGUUUUAGCAUUUAAUUAUUAUGACAUUAAAAAAGAAACUACUGCUUACAUAAUAUGAAUUAAGCCUAUAAGUUAAAAAAAUAAACACUUCGACAAGAGCUCUCCUAUCGGGGCAAUAAAAAUGUAGUUAAUUGUCUACUUAAUAACUACUGUUCAAUAGAACUAAUAUAAAACAUGUAUUUGAAAAAAAUGUAAAUAAUCAAUAAACAAAUGGAAUAACAAAAUGUUUUCAAAGUCCAAAUAUAAAGUAACUCCUCAUGAAUAUAUAAAACGUAACUGGCUUCUGGUUGCUCUUUUAACUUGUAUAUUUUUAGCUGGUAUCUAUCCCAAAUUUGGAUCUAAAGAAGGACCGCUACACACACAGUAUUCUGUUAAAUAUGGGGCUAUAUGCAUGAUUUUCUUCAUAAGUGGUUUAACUUUGAAAACAGCUAGUGUUUUUCAUACAUUCCAACAAUAUAAAUUACACAUAUUCAUUCAGACUUUCGCUUUUAUCUUAAUACCUGUAGUAACCCAGGUAUUUGUGAAAUUUCUCAAUUUGUUUGCAGUGAAUACAUGGAUAUUGAGGGGGUUGAUUAUUGUCUCAUGUAUGCCACCUCCUGUAUCCAGUGCUGUGAUUUUAACCAGGACAGCCAAAGGCAAUGAAACUGCUUCAAUUUUCAAUUCUGUUCUUGGUAGUUUUCUAGGAAACGAAUCUUGUGAUCUAGAUUCAACUGUGUGUUCACUUGCCUAUGGUUACUAUUUAUCAGAAAAAUUGAAUGUGAAGAAAAUUAAGGAUGUUGCUGUUUUUCCUAUAAUCAAUGUUCCUUCUGAUGAAUUUCCUUCACGGACUGAACACUGCUCUUUAUUGAAGGAUAUUAAUGUAGAUCUCAAAAAACUAAUAUACAGAUCAGAAAUCAAUGUUAAUGAAAUUAUUUCUGAAAAAAAAAAUUAUGUGAAAACUUGCUUGGUAGACCAUCACGUUUUAAACAAAAACGAUGAAUUGCUCAAAGAUACAGUUAAUGAAAUUUUUGAUCAUCGGCCUUUGGAUCAAAGCACACAUUGGUCUUCCCAGGUUAAAAUGAGGAUUGAAUUAGUUGGAUCAUGUGCUACAUUGAUUGCAGAUGAACUGCUUAGAGAAGAAGGAAUCCUUUUUAAGGAAUUGGCCUAUCUUCUAUAUUGUACGAUAGUUUUUGACACCUUGGCAGUUCUUCCAGAGAAUAAAAAAGCUACUGCUUUAGAUAUUGCAACAGUGAAAACUCUUGAGGACAAGUUCAGUUUUAUGGAGUCUAAAGUAACCCUAUUCCAAAAAAUUGUGGACCUUCAUGCUGACAUUUCUAAACUAACCCUUGACCAGCUUCUCAUAAGAGAUUUGAAAUUUGUAAAUAAUAUACCAAUAGCAGGACUUCCAAUGUUAGUAGAAACAUUUUCCAAGUUACCAGGGGCUGACUUGAGUUUAAAACAAAUGGGCAUUAAAAAAAAAACUUCUUUUAUAGUACUAGUUGGGAUUGAAGCAAAACCUGAUGUGAAAAGAGAUAUUGGAAUUUUCCUAGUUAAAGAUGAUGCAAAACUCAUGAAACUUAUUGUAGAUAAUUUCAAAAGCCAUGAAGAUUUCAAAUUUGUAGAGAUAUCCAGUGAAAUGUCUAAUCUAACUAUUUUAAAACAUAAUAAUAUUGAGAAAUCAAGAAAACAGAUAAUGCCUAUUGUCAAGGAUUUUUUGGAUACAACACUGAGUCAAUGAGAAUGAAUAUUUAGUUGCACAUUUCUUUUCUUGUGAAUCUCAAAUCAAUUAAAAUUUCAAUGCAAAGAAUCUAUUUAUAUAAAAAAUGAGGAAAACACUGACACGAAGAAAUUUCACAUGUAGAUUAUUGCUUUAAUAUAGGGUAAAUGUACUGGUUAGCCGACCGGCACUGGUUCUCGACCAUUCCGUGAUUUGAGAUAAAAUAAUAAUAAAAAUAUAUCAUGUAGUGCAAAAUAUUUUCGCGGUACGUGUUCUCGACCAUUCCACCCUUCCAAGA